Schistocerca nitens (vagrant locust) is the source of this 468-nucleotide messenger RNA. Its product is annotated as hydroxyacyl-thioester dehydratase type 2, mitochondrial-like. The coding region runs from base 1 to 468 and encodes 155 amino acids. The transcript has a single exon. Lineage: Eukaryota; Metazoa; Arthropoda; Insecta; Orthoptera; Acrididae. The record is from RefSeq and is a predicted model, not a curated record.
AUGCUUUUCAGUGAUUUACUGAGAGAAACUCCUACACAACACAAUUGUGUGUAUUCCAGUGAAGUGAAAAAUAUCGAAAAACUAAGUUCUGCAGGGAAGAUGACAAAGCUAGAAGUAGGAAAUGAAGCAUCCGUGAGAAGAACCAUAACAGUUAAAGAUUUAGAUAAAUUUGGCAGUCUUAUUGGGGAUUACAACACAGUACAUAGUGGGGUGAGACCAAUUGUCCAUGGUGCAUUUCUGAAUGGCCUUGUUUCUGGUGUUAUAGGGACAAAACUACCUGGUCCAGGGUCCAUUGUAGUCCAAGAGCUUUUAAGGUUUCCUAAUUCAUGCCAUGCAGGAGAUACCGUAAAUGUUACUGUUAGAAUUACAGAAGUUAGAAAGCUUGUAUCUUGCUCAUUCUCGUGUGUCUGUGAAUCUGACAACAAGGUAGUUAUGGAAGGCACUGCAAAGCUAAUAAUAAAGAGUUAA